AUAGCUAUUCAACCGGAUAUGGAUGGGUCCGAUGAAGAGAAACAUUACUGAGGUCGCUAGCGACCAUGGAGUUCACGGGAAAUGCGUUACACCUCCUGAGAUCUGGUCAAAUCGGGCAGCAGGGGGAAAGAAGGAAUACCUCACAUGUCUGCCGCAAGGAACAGACAUUUUGUUUGUCAGUUUCUUGAGCGGAUCCCAGGCCCUGUAUUGCCUCGCAUGCAGUCACCGAAAGUUGGCUAAGUAUGUGUGUUAUGUCGACAGGCUGAAUAAUCUUCAGAAAGGCCGAUUGAAAGCGCUUGCUCGUCAUUUUAAGUCUUACUCUUUGAACGGUGCUCGCUAUCAUGACCAACAUAUCUGCAACGGUCCUGCCAAAUAUACCGCGCGAGAGCUUCCGCUCCUUAAAAAGCUACACUUCUCGGGGCAAAUGGAGUGGAACUCUGGGCUCCUCCGCCUUUUUCUCAAUUCGAUUCUAUUGACACCCGGUACCGCUUGCGUCAAUAUGCCGACUUUGGAGUGUCUUGAUUUAUCGGAGACAGUCAUGACCUCUGUUGUCCUUCAUCUUCUCCUUGAAAAGAUUGCAAAGCGGCCUCAUCUGCAUACAUUGCUCCUGCCCGACAUGCGGGAGACUGCGUACGGAACGGCGAAUUUCGUCCGAUCCAUCCCUUUCAUCCGCGAAGUUGGUAAUCGCCACGGUGUUGGCCUUCACUACCUUCGAGAAAUAAUUGACAAGCUCCGGCUCGGUGAGCAUCAUCAUGAGGGGCUUCUACAGCCAGCGCCGCUGGAAAAGCUUGACUUCGCCUGUAGGAGAGGGGAGGUGAAGCUCGGGCAAUACAGGGUAGCAUGUCGGACACUACUCGAUAUGGUCAAGCUGUUAGGAGCCAGGGCUUUGUUUCCCAGGUUACGGGUCUUGCGCCUGGACUGCCCUCCUUUGGAUUUCAAGGGACUAUAUAGAGACGUUUCAAUAACGCUGUGUAAAAAUGCCGGACCGUAUUUCAUGAGGGGUGCGGUGGCGGGUUUAGAGGAGCUGUGCUUGCGAAACACGGAGAACAUGGGCAUGACAGCUUCAGACCUCAUUGGUAUGACGAAGGCAAUGGCGAGGGGUCCCGUUGCAAAUUUCAAGGCGAUGCAAGUACUUCGUCUUCAUGGCUUUGUCAGCGGUGAGUUUCACCUCGCCCUCGCCCUGGUCACGGCAUUUACCGGCAUGCGCAAUCCCCGCGACGGCCGAUGGCACAGCUUGCGUAUCUUAGACCUGACCAAUAACCUCCUUGGGGAUAUUGCCUUAGAGACGCUGGCGGAGAGCAUCGGAAAGGGAGUCUUUGGGCCGGCGCUGCAGGAGUUGGACCUCUCCCUGUCCCAGGGCGUGCGUCGCACGCAGCAAACCACGAUAGGCCCCGCCGGCAUCCGGGCGCUGGUCAUGGCACUCAAGGCUCGUGGGGACGCGGGGGAGGAGAUCUGUCUCAAACGCUUGCACCUAGGGGGGCAGGAGAUCGGGGAUGAGGGGGUGGCGGAGCUGGCGAGAGGCUGGUGUUUACGAGGCUUUUGCUGUUGGAAGGCUUUGGAGGAAGUGAAACUGAACGAGAACGGCAUCACGGACGAAGGAUUUUGGCAUUUGAUGGCGGGGGUGACCCCGUGCGUGGAAGAGGAGAUGGAAGAGUCGGAGGAGGAAGCCCCCCCGACAUCGCUUCGAAGAGGGAAAUGGCCAGUCCUUCGACGCCUGGUUCUGGAGCGAAAUUUGAUCAUGGGCGGUGAGGAUCUCUGCAAACGUGUCCGCUCGUUCUUUGCGUGCCAGAUGCUGGAUGCUUGUCCGACGGCACUUCCGCUCAAGCGUUUAAAUUUGGCGCGAAACCCAUUGACGGCUGAAGGGCUUGGAACCUUUCUCUCUUGCUUAGGCCCUUCGCUGCGUGAGCUGAAAUUGGGGGGAAACACUAACAAAUCGAAUUACAACAACGCCAUGCUUCGCGAGUUGUGGAGACCUGUCUGCGAUGCUUUCGAAUGGAAAAACCUCGCACGGCUUUGGGAUGUGCGCCGGCUGGAUCUCCGAAAGUUGGAAAUGUCGCGGGAGGUGGUGGAGGAACUGGCGAGGGUCUUGCAGGAAGGGAGGCAGCUGACGCGUCUGUGUCAGCUGGAAUUGAGCCUCGCGGACAUUCGGAGGGAGCGAGAUGUGGCGGUGAUAGUGAACGAUCUCAAGAUUGCGAGGGGCCCGCGCCUUGUUUGGGAUGUGUUGACGAUCAAUUACCAGACAUGGAUUGAGCUGCGGGAACCAUGACAUGCGCAGACGAACCAGUCGAAAAAGGCGGUAGACGAAAUAAAAAUAAAUGAAGAGACCUGAAUGACA
This is a messenger RNA of Nannochloropsis gaditana CCMP526, 2335 nucleotides long. RefSeq lists its product as uncharacterized. Gene Ontology annotation, molecular function: GTPase activator activity; small GTPase binding. Gene Ontology annotation, biological process: nucleocytoplasmic transport; activation of GTPase activity. The transcript has 2 exons. The record is from RefSeq and is a predicted model, not a curated record. Gene Ontology annotation, cellular component: cytosol; nucleus; perinuclear region of cytoplasm. Bases 23 to 2266 code for a protein of 747 amino acids.